Messenger RNA from Lipotes vexillifer (Yangtze River dolphin), 2858 nucleotides. It is a transcript of the gene SLC6A5, whose product is annotated as solute carrier family 6 member 5. Bases 272 to 2665 code for a protein of 797 amino acids. Gene Ontology annotation, molecular function: amino acid:sodium symporter activity. Lineage: Eukaryota; Metazoa; Chordata; Mammalia; Artiodactyla; Lipotidae. Gene Ontology annotation, biological process: sodium ion transmembrane transport; amino acid import across plasma membrane; nitrogen compound transport. Gene Ontology annotation, cellular component: plasma membrane. The transcript has 16 exons. The record is from RefSeq and is a predicted model, not a curated record.
CACGCCAAACACGCAGCCCCCUCCCGACCGAGUGACAACUGGCCAGCGUACUCUCGGCUGUUGUCCCUUUAAAACCCGAAUCCAAGGAGGUAAUGAUUUAUCAAACUUGUCUUAUCAAGAAAAUGUCAAACGAAGGGCACCUUGCUUUGCACUGACGCAAACCUGGCCUUUCCCAAGGAGAUAUAGAAAGCGCCUCUCUUGCUGGAGCCAAACCCAGUCCUGUCAAUAGCUGGUUUCACUCUCUGCCUUCAAUCUAUUGCCUGUUUCAGACAUGGAUUGCGGUGCCCCCAAGGAAAUGAAUAAACAACCAGCCAACAGCCUGGAGGCGGCGGUGGCGCUGGGCCACCACGAUGGCUCGUGCGCACCCAGGACGAGCCCGGAGCAGGGGCUUUCCGCGGCCGCCGCCGCGCCGCCGCCGCGUGUGCCAAGGUCCUCUUCCACCGGCGCCCAAACUUUCCAUUUCCCCGACGCGCGAGCCUGCGAGGCCGAGCGGCCGGGAGUAGGGGCUUGCAAACUCGGUAGCCCGAGGGCGCCGGCGACCUCGGCGGCUCCGCGGGACUUGAGCGAGGCGCACGGCGCGCAGGCCGCCCCUCCUUCAGGGGGCGCCGGGCCAGGCAACGCGCUGCAUUGUAAGUUUCCGGCCCUGCACGGCCCGGAGGGGGAUGCGAACGUGAGCGUGGGCAAGGGCACCCUGGAGCGGAACAAUACUCCGGCCGUAGGCUGGGUGAAUAUGAGCCAGAGCACCGUGGUGCUGGGCACGGAUGGAAUCACGUCCGUGCUCCCGGGCAGCGUGGCCACCUCUGCCGCCCAGGAGGACGAGCAAGGGGAUGAGAAUAAGGCCCGAGGGAACUGGUCCAGCAAACUGGACUUCAUCCUGUCCAUGGUGGGGUAUGCAGUAGGGCUGGGCAAUGUCUGGAGGUUUCCCUACCUGGCCUUCCAGAACGGGGGAGGUGCUUUCCUCAUCCCUUACCUGAUGAUGCUGGCUCUGGCAGGGUUGCCCAUCUUCUUCCUAGAGGUGUCUCUGGGCCAGUUCGCCAGCCAGGGGCCGGUGUCUGUGUGGAAGGCCAUCCCAGCCCUACAAGGCUGUGGCAUUGCAAUGCUGAUCAUCUCCGUCCUAAUAGCCAUAUACUACAAUGUGAUUAUUUGCUACACACUUUUCUACCUAUUUGCCUCCUUUGUGUCUGUGCUGCCCUGGGGCUCCUGCAACAACCCUUGGAACACGCCAGAUUGCAAAGAUAAAACCAAACUUUUAUUAGAUUCCUGUGUGAUCAGUGACCAUCCCAAAAUACAGAUCAAGAACUCAACUUUCUGCAUGACGGCCUAUCCCAACUUGACAAUGGUUAAUUUCACCAGCCAGGCCAAUAAAACGUUUGUCAGUGGGAGUGAAGAGUAUUUCAAGUACUUUGUGCUGAAGAUUUCUGCAGGGAUUGAAUAUCCUGGCGAGAUCAGGUGGCCACUAGCCUUCUGCCUCUUCCUGGCUUGGGUAAUUGUGUAUGCAUCCCUGGCAAAAGGAAUCAAGACUUCAGGAAAAGUGGUGUAUUUCACGGCCACGUUCCCGUACGUCGUGCUGGUGAUUCUUCUCAUGCGAGGAGUUACCCUGCCUGGAGCUGGCGCUGGGAUUUGGUACUUCAUCACGCCGAAGUGGGAGAAACUUACGGACGCCACGGUGUGGAAAGACGCUGCCACUCAGAUUUUCUUCUCUUUAUCUGCCGCAUGGGGAGGCCUGAUCACUCUUUCUUCUUACAACAAAUUCCACAACAACUGCUACAGGGACACCCUAAUUGUUACCUGCACCAACAGUGCCACGAGCAUCUUCGCCGGCUUCGUCAUCUUCUCAGUCAUCGGCUUCAUGGCCAAUGAACGCAAGGUUAACAUCGAGAACGUGGCAGACCAAGGGCCAGGCAUUGCAUUUGUGGUUUACCCGGAGGCCUUGACCAGGCUGCCCCUCUCUCCGUUCUGGGCCAUCAUCUUUUUCCUGAUGCUCCUCACUCUUGGACUUGACACGAUGUUUGCCACCAUCGAGACCAUAGUGACCUCCAUCUCGGACGAGUUUCCCAAGUACCUGCGCACACACAAGCCGGUCUUUACUCUGGGCUGCUGCGUUUGUUUCUUCAUCAUGGGCUUCCCCAUGAUCACUCAGGGUGGAAUUUACAUGUUUCAGCUUGUGGACACGUAUGCCGCCUCCUACGCCCUCGUCAUCAUUGCCAUUUUUGAGCUCGUGGGGAUCUCCUAUGUGUACGGCCUGCAGAGGUUCUGUGAAGAUAUCGAGAUGAUGAUUGGAUUCCAGCCAAACGUUUUCUGGAAAGUCUGCUGGGCGUUUGUUACUCCAACCAUUUUAACUUUUAUCCUUUGCUUCAGCUUUUACCAGUGGGAGCCCAUGACCUAUGGCUCUUACCGCUACCCUAACUGGUCCAUGGUGCUCGGAUGGCUAAUGCUCGCCUGUUCCGUUAUCUGGAUCCCGAUUAUGUUUGUGAUAAAAAUGCAUCUGGCUCCUGGCAGAUUUAUUGAGAGGCUGAAGUUGGUGUGCUCGCCGCAGCCGGACUGGGGCCCCUUCUUAGCUCAGCACCGUGGGGAGCGUUACAAGAACAUGAUCGACCCCUUGGGAACCUCUUCCCUGGGACUCAAACUGCCAGUGAAGGAUUUGGAACUGGGUACCCAGUGCUAGUCCGAUGGCAUGGGUGGCCCAGACUUGUUUCCGUUUCUCCUCUCUGCCUUCCCCUAGUGUUUUCCCCAGCUUUCUUCCCAUUUUUCUUCUCUCUCCCCACAUCUCGGUUCACACCUGUGCACGAGAGGGGUGACUUAGAAAAGUAGGACAUAGAGUCGCAUGCUGUAGCCAGGAGCUAGAUGGACCACUUGAA